This is a messenger RNA of Necator americanus (New World hookworm), 804 nucleotides long. RefSeq lists its product as uncharacterized. The transcript is spliced from 2 exons. Bases 1 to 804 code for a protein of 267 amino acids. Lineage: Eukaryota; Metazoa; Nematoda; Chromadorea; Rhabditida; Ancylostomatidae. The record is from RefSeq and is a predicted model, not a curated record.
AUGAAAGGAGAUACUAUCUACUUAUCGUGGACGAAUACUCCAAGUGGCCGGAAGUCGGCUCCAGAUGUCAUCGGUCUCCUCAACGGCUACUAUCCAAGCAAUGAAGUGCAUCUUUGCCAAGUUCGAAAAUCCAGAGACGCUCGUCACGGACAAAGGAAUGCAAUUCACGUAGUCUCAGUUCACAUCAUUCUGCCGUUCCCAAGGAAUCUCGUACAUUCGCACGCCGCCGUUCCAUCCACAAAGCAACGGGCAAGCAGAACGUUUUGUGGACAACUUCAGAACAGGACUUGCCAAGCUGAAAGUGGAGGAACCAACAGUGUACACACUACAGGUGUUCUGAUAGCAUAUCGUUCCAUUCCCUGCCCGUCUGCACCUGUUCACCUGCUGAAGCCUUCGUGGGAUGCCGCCUGCGAACUGAACUCGAUCAAAUGUUACCUUCUAGAGAUCUCACAAAUGGUAGUCGAGGUGUCAAAAUGGAAUCUCAAUUCAAUCGUCAAAAUGGAGCACGGCGCCGCAACUUUGAGAUCAACGAUGCGACAUUUGCCAAGGAUUAUCGAGGACAGAAACCUACUUGGACUCCCCGUUUCAUCACACGCCGUGUUGGAAACGCAAUCUACACUGUUCGGACCGGCACAACAGACUAGCACUUUCUUGGAUGUGUUCGACCUACCACUACUCGACUCCACGAGCAAGGACGAUUUUGCAACCCUUGCUGCCGACUCGUCUCAACGACCGCAACGCCUUCGACGACCCCAUCGCCAACUACAAGUGGACCCACGAAGAAUUCGAUAUGAGAUAAGUUGA